Messenger RNA from Anolis sagrei ordinatus, 4903 nucleotides. RefSeq names its product cytohesin-3. Gene Ontology annotation, biological process: regulation of ARF protein signal transduction. Gene Ontology annotation, molecular function: guanyl-nucleotide exchange factor activity. NCBI's taxonomy places the organism in Eukaryota, Metazoa, Chordata, Lepidosauria, Squamata, Anolidae. The record is from RefSeq and is a predicted model, not a curated record.
CGGGGCCAAAAGCAGAGUCUUCGUCGGAGGCUCUGAGGAGAAGGACAGAGACGCGGUGGAAGGCAGGCGAGCAGGACGCACGCUCAGCACGGCCCGACAUGGACGAGGAAGGCGGCGGAGGAGGAGGGGGCAGCGUGCCCAGUGACCUUUCUGUAGAGGAGAGGGAAGAGCUUUUAAACAUUCGACGCAGAAAAAAAGAACUAAUUGAUGAUAUAGAGCGGUUAAAGUUUGAAAUUGCUGAGGUUAUGACAGAAAUCGAUAACCUAACCAGUGUGGAGGAAAGCAAAGCCACCCAAAGAAAUAAGCAAAUUGCUAUGGGAAGAAAAAAAUUCAACAUGGAUCCCAAGAAGGGAAUCCAGUUUCUGAUAGAAAACGACCUCUUGCAGAAUACGGCUGAAGACAUUGCACAAUUCCUUUAUAAAGGAGAAGGGCUAAAUAAAACGGUCAUUGGAGAUUAUCUCGGCGAAAGGGAUGACUUUAAUAUUAAAGUACUUCAGGCUUUUGUUGAACUCCAUGAGUUUGCGGAUCUUAACCUUGUACAAGCCUUAAGGCAGUUCCUGUGGAGUUUCCGGCUUCCAGGAGAGGCUCAAAAAAUCGAUCGUAUGAUGGAAGCUUUUGCUUCACGUUAUUGCCUUUGUAACCCUGGAGUAUUCCAGUCUACAGAUACAUGCUACGUGCUCUCUUUUGCAAUCAUUAUGUUAAACACUAGCCUUCACAAUCACAAUGUAAGAGACAAACCAACAGUAGAACGAUUUAUAUCUAUGAAUCGAGGCAUUAAUGAAGGCGGGGACCUCCCAGAAGAAUUACUACGGAAUUUAUAUGAAAGCAUUAAAAAUGAGCCUUUUAAAAUUCCAGAAGAUGAUGGGAACGAUUUGACCCAUACGUUUUUUAACCCAGACCGAGAAGGCUGGCUGCUGAAAUUAGGCGGAAGAGUGAAAACGUGGAAAAGGAGGUGGUUUAUACUGACAGAUAAUUGCCUGUAUUAUUUUGAAUACACAACAGACAAGGAGCCCAGAGGGAUUAUACCCUUGGAAAACCUCAGCAUACGAGAAGUGGAGGAUCCGAGAAAACCAAAUUGUUUUGAACUGUAUAACCCCAGCCAUAAAGGGCAAGUCAUUAAAGCCUGCAAGACAGAAGCCGAUGGCAGAGUGGUCGAAGGCAACCAUGUGGUGUACAGGAUAUCUGCUCCCACUCCGGAAGAGAAGGAAGAGUGGAUCAAAUCCAUCAAGGCAAGCAUCAGCAAGGACCCUUUUUAUGACAUGUUGGCGACCAGGAAGAGAAGAAUUGCUAACAAAAAAUAACGCUAAUCCUGUGGACCCACCUAAGCCAAAUUGCUAAUGCAUCAUAAAGCCAAGGUAAAGUUCACAGAAAACAAGAUUUGUAUUAGAAGUGUUGCCACUUUCCUGCAGCUUAUAUGGAGUCUGUGAGCGUUAAUUAAUAUUCCAUGAGACGCUGGAAAAAGCUUCAAGUUCACGGACUGAUCUAUAGAUGAACUUUACACUUUGGAAGGAAAUGUGUGCUGUUUUUUGUGUUGUUGAACCUGGGUGUGCGAUCUCUCCCUCCUGCCCUGUGGGGCCUUUGCCCAGGAUUGCUGAGUCUGGCCUUCCCAACGAGCAGAGCGAGUCCCUUUUCCUUCCAUGAUUGCAGAUGUCUUUUGCUCUCCUUUGCUAAAAUUCUCCUUAGCCUUUGCAACACAGAAGCCUUUUGGGCCUGGAUGGUUUUUGCAUACAGCUCACAUCCAGCCUGCAGCACUUCAUUUAGAAUCUGCUAGUCUGGCAGCUAUAUGAUUAACAGACUUCCUUCUCAUAAACAUCUGGCCAUCUACUGAAAGCAUGAAGCUCCCGAAGACGAAAAAGGUCAUAAACAUGCAUUUCGGAAGCAUUGCUACGGCUCAUCUUGAGUUCUUAGAUGCCUUGGAAAUGUGUUAUUGCCCUUCUCCAGAUGUUAACCUGAAAUGUCUUCCAAAUCUGAGUUAUGUCAGGUGUCAGUCACUGUUUUAUAUUGUUUUGUGAAGACAACAUUGCUUUAACGACCUUUUUCUGCCCAUUUGUGCAGAUGGCCACAGAGUUCUUUUUCGCAAACAACCAGCUUUAAUUUUCUCCUCUUUUAUUGCCAUUUACAGGUUUAAUUUUCUAUCCCCUUGGGAUCUUACCCUCCUUUCCCAACUGUAAAUAUUUAAAUGUGUUGUAAGUCAGAAAGAGGAAGAAUCCAGUAUUUUGCUAAUGAAGAGUGACCUGUUGUACAUCUGAAAGGUGUAGGGUCUUUUUACAAGUGCUUUCCUUUUCUUUGAUCCUUUUGCCUUGUGUGUUUUUGUGUGGCACUUUGCCUUCCCUGAACCCUCUCCUGUCAAUUUCUGAGGCACAUCCAAGAUGUAGAGUCCGGUGGAGUAGAGAGAGCUAAUCCAUUUUGGCCAAUAAUCUACCUUUUUGCAAUCGCAGAUAGUGGUGUAGGAUUUUACCCCACUACUCUGGUCAUUCAAAAGUAACCUUCAUGGAAAAAGUAUUAGUGCUUUUGUCCCGAUCUUUCCAAAACAUGAGGCAAGGAAUUAUGUUAGACAAAUGUGAAUGUGGGAAGAAUUACUGUUGCAUUGCUGUAUGGCCAUGCUGUAUGGCCAUGCUGCAUUGCUGUAUGGCCAUGUCCCAGAAGCAUUCUCUCUUGACAUUUUGCCCAUAUCAAUGGCAGGCAUCCUUGGAGGCAACCUCUGAGGAUGCCUGCCAUAAAUGUGAGUGAAACGUCAGGAGGGAAUGCUUCUGGAACAUGGCCAUAGUUGCUGUGAGUUUUUCGGCUGUAUGGCCAUGUCCCAGAAGGAUUCUCUCCUGACAAUUUGCCCACAUCUAUGACAUGCAUCUGAGGAUACCUGCCAUAGAUGUGAGUGAUACAUCAAGAGAGAAUGCUUCUGGAACAUGGCCAUAGUUGCUAUGGGUUUUCCAGGCUGUAUGGCCAUGUCCCAGAAGCAUUCUCUCCUGACAUUUUGCUCACAUUUGUGGCAGGCAUUCUCAGAGGCAACGUUUGAGGAUACCUGUCAUAGAUGUGAUUGAAACAUUAGGAGACAAUGCUUCUGGAACAUGGCCAUAGUUGCUGUGAGUUUUCCAGGCUCUGUGACAAUGUUCCAGAAGCAUUCUCUCCUGACGUUUUGCCCACAUCUAUGGCAGAUCCUCAGAGCCAACCUUUGAAGAUGCCUGCCAUAGAUGUGGGUGAAACGUCAGGAGAGAAUGCUUCUGUAACAUGUCCAGAGAGCCCGGAAAACACACAACAACCCAGUGAUUCCGGAAAUGAAAGCCUUCGACAACACAAUUACUGCUGCUUCUAACUCAUCCACUGAAAAAGUCUCAUCAGUGCAGAACAUGCAAACUGAGUAAGUCUGGUGCUCAGAAACUUUUUGCUAAACAGAAGAGUAGCUCUUUGCCUAGCUGUAUAUAGAAAGUCUGCAGAUGUUUGUAUACGACAGUAUUAGCAGGGAUUCAAACCAGAGGAAUGGUUUUUGAUUGCUUAAGGUACUACCUUUAUGAAGAGGUAAAAUUCCCUACUCCGGGCUCCCCUUUGGUCACAGGGACUAGUUUGAUUAUUCUGGCCACCAAUAUGGCAGAGUUAUUGGGGUCCUGCUGAAGGAGUUAUACAGGAAGAUAUAUCUACUUCUAGGAUGCCCUACAAUGAGGGCCAGAUUCAGGAGAUCAGUGGCUCUCAACUUGUGCGUCCCCAGGUGUUUUGGCCAACAACUCCCAGAAAUCCCAGUUUACCAGCUGUUAAGCUUUCUGGGGGUUGAAGGCCAAAACAUCUGGGGACCCACAGGUUGAGAACCACUCCAGUAGAUAAAAAAGGCAGCCUAGGGCUUCCCUAAAGUGGAAAGAAGAGAGGGAGAGGACCUCUUCUGAAUCCAUAAAAUAUUUCCAGAGUGGGCUGUACUUCUCCAGAAGAGUCAGCCCGUCAUUCCCUGUGAUCUCUUCUCACAAUGAGAGUAGAGCAGUUCUAGACCGGGCUGCCUUUUCUCCAACAUUAUUAUUUAAACCUUGCAGACUCUGGGUUUUGAAGGGGCACGUUGUAAAGCACUUUGAGCUCAGCUGGCCUGGCAGGUGCUGAACCCGAGGAGAGAGGGAGGAAGAGAUCAACGUGCUUGGCAAUGUCACACCGAUUUGUUUUUGGACGGCAUGGAAGUGUGUGGUACAAAAUAAAAAAACCUUUUGGAAUACUUCAUAUUUUUAAAAUAAAUUCUUAUUUUUGAAAAAACGUAGUACAUACAUAACUUUCUAAUGCGGCAGUCAAAAGGAAAGGGUUGGAUCUGGCGAGACCGUAACAUUGCCUUGCUUUUAAUAUGACUGUCUACAAGACCAAGAUCCAAUGAACACACAGUACGAUUCCCCCUUUCUUUCUGGUGGCUGGAGAAGGCCAUGUCUCAGUGUUGGGUUCUCCCUCAUCUGAGCUGGUGCAGCCAAAGGUGAGUGACAAUGGGAGUUACAUUUGGCCCUGUCCCCCAUCUCUCUCCUAGUUGGACCUUGGCCCCAAGGCCAGCCCUGGCUAUGGGUCAGGAAGCCUCUGCUCCCGACGUAUGAAGGAGGCCACGGCUACCUUUGCCUUGGCCCUCUGAAGCCCAGAUGCUGCAAACCUAACAAGUGGCUCACCACUUCUCUCUCUGUGUGUGUAUUUUUCUUGGAGAAUGUUUCUUAUAUUGACAUUUAAAUGUAAGGUAUAAUGUAUAUACUGUACAUCUGUGUAUUAUUUGAACUUGGAAGAUUGGUUAAUCUUGUACGCUAACGAAUUGCAUGAAAUAGUCUGUUAUCUAUGUUACACAAAUAUCUAUGUGUGGAAGUCCUCUCGUGGGCUGCUUUACAUCAUCAGCAAGCAUUGAUUGAAGAAAAGACUUCACGGAGACUCCCUUCUCAGAAAUAAAAGUAUACAUUCUACAAAA